GUGUCGGAGGGGAGAGUUUCGCCCGUCUCUGCUGUGACGCUGCGCGCAGAGCGGAGAGGAGGCGUCGCUCCGUCAGCUGUUGGCCUCUCGCAUCUAAUCUGGAUUAGAGUUCCGUCCAGUCUACGGCCAGGGCUCCAGUAAUCACAUUAUUGUAUAUGUGGUUGACGCCUUUUUAGAGGUGGACGGUGGCUGCGAUGUCGGACGACGGCGACACACCUGGCGGGGUUCUUCUUCUCCCCAGAGAAACUAUUCAUCUGAAGAAGCUCUUUUGAGGAGUUUUGUGAAGAUAGACAGAGAUCCGGAUGCAAAUCGACUCGCGUUUCGUUUGCGGCUGGCGGACGAUGCGCAUCCUCGUGCGCUGCCUCACACCGGACAAUGCAGCAUCCACUCCGAGCACUGCAGCUCACUCAGAGCACAUGUCUGAACAGACCGAUGCCUCUGUACUAUGAACGCCUAACCUCGGUCUCUGGUGUCGCAGGAGCCGCCGGUCAAACAACAUUAGAUAUGAGGAAGAUGCUGCCAGUCUACAGCAGCAUGGGGUCAAACACAUAGUUCCCAGUCGAAGGCCAUCAUGGAGGAGAGCAAGCUCAUCUUUAGCCUGGACCCCCACACGGAGGCUCCCACCGUGGCGUUCUCCAACGACAAACCGCAGGACCUCAGUCUGGGGAUGGACUUGGAGCUGACCCCAGGACCCCCCUCUCAGCCAACCCUGCUGCAUCACUCCCCCUCCUCCCCGGGCUCUUUAGGUGAUCUGUCGUCCUCCUCGGCGGAAGUUCUCAUCUCCACCAACCUGGUGAAGUCCUCCUCCAUAGAGCUGGAGCCCAGGGAAAACAGCUCCUUGAGGGGGAAACCUCUUCUCAGCCUGGUCAAGUCGCUGAGCACCGAGAUCUCCCGUCGCGUCGAGCCCAAGGUCAACCUGUCCAAGUCCGACUCCAAGCUCCACCUGCAUCCCUGGAAGCAGCACACGCAGCCCAAGAUCCCCGAGGUGGGAGCUGAAGCGGCAGGACUGAGCGAGGACGACGACUGGGCGUCGCCGCCCUCCACCGGCAGCAUGUCCCCUGGAGAACCCCGGGGCAGCUCGCUGAGAGCUGAGCUGGAGGACACGCAGAGGAGGUUCUCCGAGGCCAUGCAGGACCCUCUGAGCGUGCUCAGCAAGAUCAUGGGGGACGAGAGUCCGAAGCAGGCCAGGGCAUCCGGCGCAGGAGACUCGCCGGCCUCGCACGGCAGCGGCGAGAGAGAAAUGAGCAGCGACGACGUGGAAUUGAAGUGUCGGAGGAGGAAUGACGCGUGUGACAGUCCUCUGAGAAGAAUCCAGAAGGGUCCUUCCUCAGAAAUCUAUAGCAGAGACAGCCGCUUGGAGAUCUGCACGUAUGGAGACGUGAUUCAGGUGGUGGAGCUGAAGAGCAGCUCUAAGGGGGGUCAUCGCAGACCUUGCCCCCAGUACCGGGACCGGGACCGGGUCCGGGUCCCGGUCCCGUCGCUGCCUCUCUACUGGCUGCUCCCCGUGGGCCUCCUCGCUUACGGCUUCUUUGUGCUGCCUCUGCCCCCGUACGUGGCGGGUCUGUCCCUGGGCGUCGCGUGCGGCUUCAUACUCGGCCUGGUCGUAGUGUUCACGUUCGCCCCUCGAAGCUCGACAGCGAGGAGCGGCAAGGCCUCGCGUUCCAGCCAGUCCGGAGCCAAGGACGGGAAUCAGCUGCAAGCAGAAGUCCUGGAGGGCUGGAUGAAUGAGACGCACGACUACGACCCCGAGACCUUCCACCCGUCUAUGACCCACGCGGUGCACGUGACGCUGGAGGCCGGCCGGCUGUGCCUGGCUCACCCACGCGCCGGCGGCGCCCCCCGCUGGGCGGCGUUCGGCGAGCCGCAGCACGAGGCCGUGUUCUCGCACGCGCGGACCUACCAGCUGGCUCAGUCUAAGGUGUCUCUGUUGCCUCCUGGUUUGGCCCGUAAAAGGUUGUGGAACAAGAAAUACCCCAUAUGCAUUGUUCUGGCUGAGGGAGAAUCGGCGGAGGAGAGUCUGGUGGAGGAGGAGGAGGGUCUGGGAGGUCCCGCCACCGUGGACCACCAGCUCCCCGUCACCCUCUACCUCUUCGGCCGCACGGGGAGGGAGAAAGAAGAGUGGUUCCAGCAAUUCCUGUCCGCGUCCAAGGCUGGAGGCAAAGGCAGCGUCAGCGGCGAGGAGAACACAGAGGCGACAUCUGCUGAAGACGCUGUGAGAGACAACACGGAGGAGGUGCUCGACCCGCCCGGAGCCGUGAGAUCCAGAAGGCUGUCAGACUACAGCGCCUACAUGAGUCAGCUGAUCGGGACAGAGGGCGGCCUUCGCACAGCCAGCCCCUGCCCCAGCGACAGGGGGAGCCCAAGCACCCACAGGAAGAGUCAGAAUGAGGAGAACAGAGCUGGCGCCCGAGCGGCAGCUGAGUCCAGUGCGGGUUCUGGGCCGGCAGAGUACCCCGUGGACGAUCAGCCCACCUGGGUGAACUCGCUGGUGGGAAGAAUCUUCUGGGACUUCCUCCAGGAGAAGUACUGGUCCGAUCAGGUGGCGCACAAGAUCCAGAAGAAGCUCAGCAAGAUCAAGUUGCCGUACUUCAUGAAUGAGCUGACCCUCGCUGAUCUGGACAUGGGCACCGGCUUACCUCAGGUCCUCAGCACCUCCAAGCCCACACUGGACCGCAGAGUGACACUGCGCCAGGCCACAUCAAGUAGAAAGGUCGACUCAGCCCAGGAAGCAAAGUCUGUCCAUAAUAUUAAAACCCAAAAUGCUGCCUGUCCGUUGCACUUAAGGUCUUUCAACUUUCUUCAAGGCUUGUGGCUGGAGCUGGAGCUGAUCUACACAGGCUGCUUGCAAAUGACACUGGAGACUAAGAUGAACCUGUGUAAGCUGGGAAAGGAGGGAGAGGACGAGGCUCCCAGCGUUCCAGAGACCCAGCAGGAAGGGUCUAAACCGAGACUGUGCAUACUGGCUGAUAGUGAUGAAGAGUCGUCCAGCGCAGCCUCAUCUGACGAGGAGGAAAUGCCCCCACAUGAGCCACAGGGAUCUGUGGGGGACAAGACGUCAGUGGCAGCAGCUGAGGGGCACACAGGUGGCAGCACGAGUAGGAAAAUCCUCCGAUUCGUGGACAAGAUCGCGAAGUCGAAGUACUUCCAGAAAGCCACGAAGAACGAGUACAUCAGAAAGAAGAUCGCUGAGGUGUCCAACAUGCCCCUGAUGCUCAGCGUAGAGGUCCUGGAGCUCUCUGGCACCCUGGCCGUCAACAUCCCACCGCCCCCUACUGACAGGAUCUGGUACAGUUUCCGGGUGCCUCCGAGGUUAGAGCUUCACGUGCGUCCAAUGCUCGGAGAGCGGGAGGUCACCUUCACCCACGUCACAGAGUGGAUAGAGAAAAAACUGCAGUGCGAGUUCCAGAAAGUGUUUGUGAUGCCGAACAUGGAUGAUCUGUAUCUGCCCUUGAUGACGUCUGGCCUGGAAAACCUGCCUGCGUCCCAUCAGUCCUCAGUCCAGUCCACAUCGCAGCAGUCUUCUGUGGAGUCCCAGGACUACAUGUCAGAGUAGUCCCCUUGUAAUGCAGAGGGUGGCGUGAAUCUGCGACGGGUUGAGUGCCGGCGUAGCGUUCAUGCCGUGGGCUGGUUGGAACCAGCGCACGACGGAGCGGGCGCCUCCGGAGGACGGUGCUGCAGCGCCACCUGCUGUGGCGACAACGGACUCAUCCGACGUGUAAAAGGGAACCUUCCGUGCAGGACUGAAAAACGCUGCGUUUGCAUGAGAGAGGAGCGAGGCUUGAAGCGAGUGAGGAUCGUAGAAGCAGCCCGGUUCUGUUCAGCCAAGCUAUCGGAAUGCAUGCUCUUCACUCACAGUGGAUCCGAAGGUGAAAAAUAAACCCUGUUCAAAAGCGCCUUUCUGUGUUAACUCUUUAUAUUAAACUGCAAACCAGCGAUGAUAGUGGAGCAACUCUGCUUUUUUAUUAUCGGUUUCAUUAGGCCUCUUCUUGCUGGGGUUCAGGCAGCGUCUUCUGGGCAUCCUUCUUCAGUGGCCCCUGCAGGAAAACACAAGAUCUGAGGUUGAAACAGUGGAAUUAUUGGCUUUACUAGCUCAAACACACACAGCAUCCCUCCCCCCACCUCCCCCACAUGUAUAGAAGGCUCACCAUAAACGCCCUCUUCUCCUGCGCCGUCUGGAAGCGGCCGUGCCCAAACUUGGAUGUGGUAUCAAUGAACUUGAGCUCAAUGGUUUCCCUGGAUUUGCGAGAUGUGUGGACGAGCAGAGACUG
Betta splendens (Siamese fighting fish) is the source of this 4268-nucleotide messenger RNA. Its product is annotated as testis-expressed protein 2-like. The transcript has 12 exons. Lineage: Eukaryota; Metazoa; Chordata; Actinopteri; Anabantiformes; Osphronemidae. Gene Ontology annotation, molecular function: lipid binding. The record is from RefSeq and is a predicted model, not a curated record. Gene Ontology annotation, cellular component: endoplasmic reticulum. The coding region runs from base 572 to 3553 and encodes 993 amino acids.